This is a messenger RNA of Staurois parvus, 903 nucleotides long. The record is from the annotation of a GenBank genome assembly. NCBI's taxonomy places the organism in Eukaryota, Metazoa, Chordata, Amphibia, Anura, Ranidae.
AGAACAAGACCUGGGACCGAUUUAGGCAGCUCCGUGGAGUUCCCUGUAUUUCUUAGAGAUUCUCUCGAAGUUCUCUAUCUGAAUGAUAACCAGCUCGACACCUUUCCACAUUCGGUAUGCCAGCUGAAGAGUUUAACUGAGCUGUAUUUGGGGAGUAAUCCAGGUAUAAAGGAGCUUCCACCUGAACUUGGUCAGCUUUCAUCUCUGUGGCAGUUGGAUCUUGAGGACCUUAACAUCUCAAACCUGCCUGCAGAAAUCCGGAAGGAAGGACCAGUGACCAUACUGGCUUACCUGCGUGCCCAGCUGAGAAAAGCAGAGAGGUGUCGACUUGUGAAGAUGAUCAUAGUAGGACCUCCACGGCAAGGGAAAACCACUCUGUUUGAGGUCUUGCAGACAGGAAAAGUAUCCCAGCAAAUGCAAGGAGAUAGUACAAUCCGGACUACCCGCUGGGAGCUGCAGAGGCCUAUGGGCAUUAAGGGAAAGGUCGAUUCUGUGCAGUUCCAUGUAUGGGACAUGGGAGGCUCCGCUACAGUGGCAGCAGUGAACCAGUGCUUCCUUACAGACAAGGCCUUGUACGUCGUGGUGUGGAACCUGGCCCUGGGGGAGGAGGCCGUGUCCAAUCUCCAGUACUGGCUUCUCAAUAUCGAGGCAAAAGCACCAAAUGCUGUGGUUUUAGUGGUGGGAACUCACCUAGACUUCAUAGAGACCAAGUUCCGUUUGGAAAGAAUAGCCACCCUCCGUGCUUAUGUGUUGGCUCUUUGCCGUUCUCCAUCAGGGUCUAGGGCCACAGGCUUUCCAGAUAUAACCAUCAAACACUUACAUGAGCUCUCCUGCAGGACGCUUGAAGGUUUUGGAUGGAUUACGACACCUGAUCUUCCAUGCCGCUUGCAAUAUGAAGGAUGU